This is a messenger RNA of Gavia stellata (red-throated loon), 4184 nucleotides long. Its product is annotated as proline-rich protein 12-like. NCBI's taxonomy places the organism in Eukaryota, Metazoa, Chordata, Aves, Gaviiformes, Gaviidae. The record is from RefSeq and is a predicted model, not a curated record.
AUGCACACGCCGGCGCCGGCCGAACUGUUCAUCUCGGGAGCUCUGCCGGGUUCGGGCACCUUCCCCUCCUCCUCGGCGCUCAGCGCCUACCAGCACCCGGCCUCCUUCAGCGGGCGCAGCUUCCCGGUCAGCUCCCCGCUCAGCCUGCCCGAAGCCGCCUUCAGCCCCGGCUCCAACGGGCUCCUCUCCCCCCACGACCCCCUACUCCACAUCAAACCCACCCAACCCAGCGUCCCCUCCUCCCUGGGUUUCGAACGCCUGGGCAGCGCCGUCCUGGGAUCCGGUUUACCGGCGCAAGGUUCGGCGUAUCGAGGACCGCCUAGUUCUUCGCAGUUUAAUCUUCUCUCCGCUCCUUUGACCGCUCCGGCGGAGCAACCGGCUCAACUCUACAACGCUUCGGUUUUCGGCGGCGGCGGAGGCGGCGAACGGGCCGUGCCGCGACAGGACAGCGUCAUCAAGCACUACCAGCGGCCGGCGGGCGCUCAGCCGCAACUCCCGCCGGCGGCGCACAGCCUCCAGCACUACCUGAGCUGCGGCGGCACUUACCAACAAAUGCCGCACCGCGCCGCUCUCUCCUGCAGCCCUUUGGGCGAACAAUCCCCCGCCAGUUCCGAGGGCUCCCAACAACCUCCUAAAAACGCUCCGGCUCCUCGAGCGGAACCGACGCAGAGUUACCGACCCAUCAUCCAAUCUCCGGCGUAUUCCGGUACCGGCGGAGCUACCGGCGGAGCGACCGCCGCCGCCGCCGCCGCCAGCAACGGCGCCGCCAAAUCGAAGAGUUACUCGGCGUCGCGGCAGACCCCCCGUUCCACCGCCACCCCCAAGUGCCAAAGCAGCUACACCCCCAGCACCCCCAAACCCAGCUCCGUCAUCGCCAGCCAGUCCCCCGCUUAUUCCCCUGGCCAACCCCAAAAUUUACUAGCCAUGGGGCCGGCCGCCGGCUACGGCGCCAAUCCCCCGGCUCCCCAAAGCCUGGGGGCCGGCGGGCAGCCCGCCGGGGGCUUCAGCGGCGGGCAGGGGGGGGAGUUGGGGGGCAAAGCCCCCACUUACCCAUCUGGGGGGCAAGGCGGGGGGCCGGGGGGUCAGGGCGGGCAGGGGCUGCAGCCGUGCGUCAGCCAGGGCCAGACCUAUUCCCCGGAGCAACUCCAGGCUCUGCCCUACGGCGUGCAGCCGGAGGGGGGGCAAGCGGGUGCCUACGGCCCCCCGGCCCCCUCCCAGGGUUUACCCACCGCCAGCCCCUCCCUCAGCUACAGCACCGGCCACUCGCCCGCCAUGCCGGCCCCCCUGCCCUACGCCGGUUUGGGGGGCUCCAGCCCCUCGCCCAUCAUCCGACCCCUCCAAUCCCCCCCCGGCCGCCGUCCCCAGAGCGGAGCGUCUCCGGGUCAGUCCCAAAAAUACCUGGGCUCGGUUUUAUCCCCUUCUUUCAUGACGCCGGCUUACGGCGGGGGGCCGGGGGGGUUAGAGAGACCCCCCGCUUUCGGCAAAGCGGGGAAAGGGGAAGCGGAGCUGUUGGCGGCCGAACGCAGCGAGGACGAGGAUUUUCUCAUCCAACAUCUCCUGCAAGCCCCCAGCCCUCCCCGCGGGCCGGCCGAGGGGCUGGGGGCCUGCGAGGAGCGGGGGGGAGCGGGGAAAGCUUUGGGGGGCUACGGGGGGCUGGGGAAGGCGGAGGAGAGGUACCAGUUGCAGAGCGUUAUCCGACCCAAUUCCAAUUUGGAAGGGCCGGCGGCGCUGGAGUUGGCUCUUUUGAAGGAAAAGAAAAAACCCGAGCGAGCCAAGGAAUAUCGGGGGGCCGGCGGGGGGGCCGGCGGCGGGGGCGAGGGGCUAGCGGCCACCUCGGUGGUCCAUUACGGCCACCAGCCGCCCCCCCUCGAUUCUUACGGCCAGGAGCUGAAAAAACCGGCCGAGCACUUGGCCAGCGGCAAAGAACUGGGGCAACCCCACGCUUACUUGCCCAAGACCCCCGAACACGGCCGACUGCCGUACCGGUACCGGGGGGGGUCCCUCCUUCCCUCCGUCCUCACCCACACCCAAAGCCAACUGCACCCUCGCCCCAAGGGCAGACCCCCCCUGGACGUCCACCUCCUGGAGCAACAACGGAUGCCGCCCCCCCCCGCCGGGCUGGACCCCCAAGCCCCCCCGCCGUUGCCCCCCGAACCCAUGGAGGUGUUACCGGCCCCCCAGGAGAUCCAAGACUUUUUAGAACCCCCCCUGGGUUUAGAACCUCAUUUGGGGCAAAGCGGUGGGGUACAGGGACCCCCCGGUCACCUCCUGGACCCCGAGGGGGGGCCGUCGGUGGCCCCCGCCCCGUUGGAAGCCAAGGACCAGUUUCCGAGGGGGGGGAGUCCGGCGGGGGGCAAAGGCCGUUUCGUCCCUCUGACUUCCAUCUGCUUCCCCGACGCUCUGCUGCAGGACGAGGACCGGGGUUUCUUCCCCGGGAUGGAGGAUAUGUUCGGGCCCCCCCCGGAAGAUUUCCCCAAAACGGCCGAGGAAGAGGAGGAGGAAGGAACCGGGGGGCUGGAAGCCCGUUCCGAGGGGCUGAAGGCUCCUCCUUACGACAUGGGGCAGAGUUACCCCGCUUUCUGCCCCGGCGAGGGGGCGGCCGGCGAAGCCCCCCCCCUGGGCUUGGAGCCCCCCAAACACGAGCUGCCCUCCACCGUCAACGCCGAACCUUUGGGACUGAUCCAGAGCACGGGCGAGGGGCCCAAACCCCCCUUGGCCGCCCCCCUUUUUUGCUCCUCCAAACCCAAGAAGCUGCUCAAGACCUCUUCCUUCCACCUCCUCCGCAAGCGGGACCCCUUCCCGCCCCCCAAAAAAAACUACGCCCAAGAGUACGAGUUCGAGGACGACGAGGACAAAGCCGACGUCCCCGCCGACAUCCGUCUCAACAGCCGCCGUCUCCCCGAUCUCCUCCCGGACCUCAUCUCCAGCUGCCGAGCGCGCCCCAGCCUCAGCCCCAUGGGGGACAUCGACUUCUGCCCCCACCCCGGACCCCACCCCGGACCCAAGAAACGCGGCCGCAAACCCACCAAACCCAAACGCGAGGGACCCCCCCGACCCCGGGGACGACCCCGCAUCCGCCCCUUGGCCGAACCCCCCGGGCUCCUGGCGCCCGACGGAGCCAAAAAGCCCCGGGGACGAGGACGGGGACGGGGCAAGAAGGGCGGCGAGGAGGGGGCCGACGGCAACGGCCUCGAGCCCCUCAAGCCCCUCAAGGUGAGCAGUUGGGGGGUGCUGGGGGGUCUUGGGGUGCAGAGGUUGGGGGAUAAAGGGGGGGUGCCCCCCCCGGAGCGGGUGCCCCCCCCGCGGGGCCCGACCCCCCCCCUGGACACCAACCAGACGCGAGAACGGAUCAAACAGAAAAUCAAAGAAGUGGAAGAGAAACAACCGGAGAUGAAAUCGGGAUUCAUGGCUUCGUUCCUGGAUUUCCUCAAAUCCGACGAGGAAGACUCCGUCAGCAAAAACCAGGACCUGCAGAAGAGCAUCUCCUCCGCCAUCUCCGCCCUCUACGAUCCCGCCGACCGCAAGGACCCCGACCCCGCCGCCCCCCCUGGGACCCACAGAGCCCCCCUGACCCCCCCCCCGACGUGUGUCUGUCCCCCCCUCCCCGCAGACGUCCCCCCGCCGGAGGAGAAGCCCCCCAGCCCCGCACCCUCGGAGGGUUCCCCGCCCGACCCCCCCGCCCCGGUGGUUUCGGUGGCCUCGGUGGCCCCGGCGUCCCCCCCGGUGGCCAAGGCCCCCCCCGAGCCGGUGGCCCCCGCGUCCCCCGAGCGGGAGGAGCCCGAGGACUCGCGGCCGCUUCACUUGGCCAAGAAACAGGAGACGGCGGCCGUCUGCGGGGACACCGACGAGGACGAGGCCGAGAGCGGCGGGGAGGGCAUCUUCCGGGAGAGGGACGAGUUCGUCGUCCGCGUGGAGGACAUCCAGGCCCUCAAGUUGGCGCUGCAGACGGGCCGGGAGCCCCCCCCGAUUUGGCGGGUGCAGAAGGCUCUGCUCCAGAAGUUCACCCCCGAGAUCAAGGACGGGCAGCGGCAGUUCUGCGCCACCAGCAACUACUUGGGGUACUUCGGGGACGCCAAGAACCGGUACCAGCGCCUCUACGUCAAAUUCCUGGAGAACGUCAACAAGAAGGACAACGUGCGGGUCUGCUCCCGCAAGCCCUGGCACCGGCCCCUCGCCGCCGUCAG